AGCAGGGAGUGUACAGUAGGUGCAACUAGGGUGGGUUUGUGUCUCGUUUGUGGAGCCUCUGCUGGCGUGAGUCAAGUGGAAACAAAGCAGCUCAAACAGACUAAAGCUCCUUGCGAGGAACCAUUUGAAGCGAGCAGCAUCCGCUCCUCCGGACCGGCAGCAUGACCAACGAUUCCCCGGAGGAGGAGCCCCGCGCCCCGGCCGGAGCCUGCGUGCGAGGGCCGGGCAGCAGGAGGAACCGGGCCGACGACAAUGUGACCAUCCUGACGUCCUCCAUGGACUACCACCGGGCCGGGGCCGGGGCCGGCCGGAGCCGGGCCAGCAGCAGCAGCGGCGGCCAGGACGCCGGGCCGAGCCUGGCGUCCUCCGUGGAGCUGAGCGCGUCCCUGGAGACCAGCAUCCAGACGCGCAUCUUCAAGAUCAUCGUCAUCGGGGACUCCAACGUGGGCAAGACCUGCCUGACGUUCCGCUUCACCGGGGGCAGCUUCCCCGACAAGACCGAGGCCACCAUCGGCGUGGAUUUCAGGGAGAAAGCGGUGGAGAUUGAAGGGGAGACCAUCAAGGUGCAGGUGUGGGACACGGCGGGCCAGGAGCGCUUCCGCAAGUCCAUGGUGGAGCAUUACUACCGUAACGUUCACGCCGUCGUCUUCGUGUACGACGUUACCAAGAUGGCUUCCUUCCGCAACCUACAGACAUGGAUCGAGGAAUGUAAUGGCCAUCGCGUUUCAGCAUCCGUGCCUCGUGUUCUAGUGGGAAACAAGUGUGACCUUGUGGAUCAAAUACAGGUGCCCUCCAACAUGGCGUUGAAGUUUGCAGAUGCCCACAACAUGCUGCUGUUUGAGACCUCUGCAAAGGACCCAAAAGAGAAUCAGAAUGUUGACUCUAUCUUCAUGUCCCUCGCCUGCCGCCUUAAGGCCCAGAAAUCGCUGCUCUACAGAGACGUGGAGCGAGAGGAUGGAAGAGUGCGACUCACACAAGAGACUGAAACAAAGAGUAACUGUCCCUGUUGAGGAUGAGGAGGAGUUGUAGCCAUAACAGAAGGGAAGAGUCAGGAAAAAGUAGGAUGUUAAGAAAGUGGGGCAUAAGCAAGAGUUUGAAAUGUAAUGCAACUUUUUUUAGUAUAGAAGGAAGAUAGGGCAAGUUAAGACUGACUCCAAGAUCAAUGUUGACAAAGUAAAAGACGAGAGGGAAAAGGUGUUACAGCCAGUGCAAGGAAAUGAAAACACAACUCUCGUUCUUGAGGACUUGGAGAAAAAGGGACAGCACAGAUGAAUUCUGAGUAAACAUACUUUUUAUAUGUUCUUCCUUUCCCGUAACUGGUCCUGGCUUUGUCUUUUCAGAUUGUUACUUUUAGGAAAAUACUGGAACUGUCACAGCAUAUUGUUUAUUACCUAUUUAGCUCACAUUUGAACUGAAAGCAGGACCUCCUUUUGUACUGCCUUAAAAACCAAUAGAGCUGCCUCCUUCAUAGUCGUCGCACAUCACUGAGAUUUGAAUAUUGUGUAGGCUUCAAGCGUUUUAACCUCUUGUUUGUACAGCUAACCAUACACUCUGAUAUCUGCUGAAUGAACCAUUAAGUCUGCCUGAUUUCUACCAAGCUAAACCCCGUACAGGAAGAACAGAUUCUGAAAAUCACUGUGAGCUCAUGGACGUGGGAAAGAUGAGACAGAAUGACAGAAUACAUGUGGAUAAAAUGAAAGGUAAACACUCCAGGUAAGCUUAAAGGAACCAAGUAAAAAGAUCUUUACAGAAGCUCUCCUGAAACCUGCCAACUUACAGCUUUUCCACUGAUUUAGAAGAUAUAAGAUCAUAUUCCCCUUAUGGAGGACAAAUGCACUCUCCUACAAAGAAAGGAUGUCAACGGUCUUCUUUCUUCUCUGUUCCUCAUGUAAAAAUAUCCUCACCAUAGGUUCACUCUGGCAGAGAUGUAGAUGAAUCCAGCCUCAACCUUAAAGAGGACUUUUGAAAAGUAAAGCAAAUCCUCUUGAAUGUCAGAGUUUUACAUAUAACAACGCAAAUAAUUAACAAACAACAAAAUGAAAUAAAAAUCUGGUCUGUACCAUGUCUUAAAAUGAGCUGAAAUCCAACCUCAGGUGGAAAACAAAACAUGACUUACUACACCGUCUCAUUAUUUAUUUAUUUAACAAUAACUAAGCCAAAAAGGUCAAAGUAGCCUGCGACUUGUUAUGCUAGGGAGUAAAGCCGUUAUUCAAUAGCUUUUAUGCCCACCUUGAAUUCCUUUAAUCAAUCAUUAUCUGUGAGUUAUAAUCAAUCUUUCACACUGUUAUAAAGGAAUUUUGGCCCAAUCUUCUGUCGCUACAGUUCAUUGAGGUUUGUAUGCAUUAAUUUCUGCACAACUCUCUAAAGGUUCUGCUUCUGCAACAGCAUUUCAAUCAGACUGAGCUCCGGGCUUUGAAGGAGCCAUAUCAAUACAAAGAUUAUUUUCGUUUUUUGGGCAUGCUGUUGUAGAUAGGCUCAUGUGUUUGGGAUCAUUGUCCUGCAUAACACAGUAUCAUUAGCCAUCACACAGCUGGCCUCCCAUUUGACUCAAAUGCUUUGGCUACAGAUGAGUUCAUGUUCAUCUUGUAAAGUUCUUUUAAAAUGGAGUUCUCCCGGCAACAAUAUGAUUGACAGCUAAUAUGAAGUGUUUGUGUUAAUGUGCUGUUCUUGGUUUCCAUGUGUAUUACGGCUAGACGUAGAUACUUUAAUCUCAUCUGUCCAAAGAUAUUGUUCUAGAAACGUGACAUUUAAUAGGCUGACCAGGACUUAGGGAGCCUGAGAUGUGGGUCUUGGGUUUUCCAGAAUUUCUCUGAGCAUGGCACAGACCUUGGGAUAAACUUCCUAGAAAUUCCAGUGUGAAGAGUGGCCCCUGUCUUAAAUAUUUUCCACCUAUGAUUAUUUUUUCUCACUGUACAAAAAUGACUCUAAAUUGUUUGAAAAUGCCCUCAUGACCCGCCCCCAGCCUGAUGGACAGGUAUAAUUGUUCCAAUAUCAUUCCUGAUAUUGUUCCUCAUUAACACUUAAUUUAAAAAAUGCAUCAAUUCUCCAGAACAACAAAUAGCCAAAACAUAACCUUGGUGAUCAAUGAAUCAAGUACUUUUGAUUAGUAAUAAUAAUAAUAAUAAUAAUACCAGUAAUAGUGGACUAAAUUGCUCACAUGUUGCUUCUGCAUUUUGGCUUAGUUAUUGUUUAAUCAUUGUUCAUCUGAAUUUUUUUUUUUUUUUUUUUCAUCUUUACUUUUCAAUUACCUCCUCCUGAUACAUAGAACAUUUAAACUGACAAGGGAUUUUUUUUGGUUGGUUUGUUUUGUUGUACAUGCUUGCACAGUUACUUCACUCUUCCAUUAGACUGGAGCAUUUUAAUUCUAAUUUUACUUUUUCAAGGUAGAGGCCAUUUGUCUUAUAUAAUGUGCAGUUCACAUCAGCAUGACUCCUUGCAGUAACAGAAAGUGCAGAAGAGGACACUGGUAAUAAAAAGGCAUCGGUGUUGCCACACAGCCUAUACUUUUCUAGAAUAAGAAGAGUAUAAGCAGCAUGAUUACUGUAAAGGAAUAUAUCCAGCAGUAUCCAAGUCACUUGUGAUACCAGCAGCAUGAAUCAGUAGAGCAGGCUAUAUUGGUUAAUAAUUGUGCACAUGUUAGCAUUAUGCCUCACUAUGAGAAAGCUGCAAGUGGAGGAACACACUGUUUUAAACUCAUUUUUAAAGAUGUGAAAGUUCUGUGUAAUAUGGCAUUCAUUAAAUACCCUGACUGUAAUAUGUGCCACUUGGAUAUAGCAGCACAUGUUUCACAUGUUAUCACUGUAGCCUACUUUUGAGAAAUGCUAUUAAUAUACCCGAAUGCCAUAUUUAGAAAAUUCACUUCAGAUUUCAAGAGCAGUCCUUUCCAAGCUAAAAGUCUGAUGGCCAUUAUUUAUUUGGCAAACUGACACGGGCAAACACUGUGCAAGUCUAGAGACCCGAGUACUUACUAUUGAUGAAUACCAUGACAUCAUUGUAUUUUACCUGGAAGACAGUAACUCUCACUGUACAGGGAGAUCUGAAACUGAAAUGAAAAUUAACAACAAACUCUACUUUUUUUUAUUUUCCUUCAUUUUUGGAAGGGGGUGAUGGCAGGGUGUUCAGAUGUGAUGACUUGUAUCUGCAACCCUUUAACUGCCAGCAAAUACACACAGGUCAUAUCAACCUUCACCUUGUUAUGACUUGGCUAGUUCAGGCAUUGCAAUGCAAGGGGGGGACUGUAGUAGGAUAAUUAGAAAACAUACUUAAAAAAAACAACAGUUUAAAUGGUUUAAAACAUAAAAAGACAAAAGGGAUGAUGAAACGCUGCCAAGUUUGCUGAUUAAAAACUUGAGUUCACUGCAUUAACAUUUUCAAUAAAACUCAAAAUGCUUCUAGUAAUUUGAAAUUACAAAUUGUAAAUGUGUGUAACCCAGGUCUGAAUUGUGCAGUUUAAAUGUGAAGUCCAUUUUUUCACCACUGACUUUGUUUUGUAAGUUAUAUUUUUGCUGUGCUCCUGCUUCAGUGUGAAAUAUUGUUAUUUAAGUAGUUGAUUGCUGCUUACACAAAACAAACCUGUUGCAGAUAUUUUCACAUUUUUUUUAAUUUUUAAAUUUUUUUUAUUUUUAAAGAUUAAACAUAAUACACACACAUACUGUACACACACAAACACACAAUUGUGUGCGUGUAUAUAUAUACAUACAUAAAAUGAAGCAAGCCACAUCAACUGAGUUUCAUUUGCCUUGGUAACAACAUUCUUUUAUUUACAACACAGGUAACUUAUUUUUUUAGUACCCUGUCAGUCAGCAGGUAUUCUGUCACCAGUUUCCAAAUGAUGUCAACACUGUUA
Cololabis saira (Pacific saury) is the source of this 4846-nucleotide messenger RNA. RefSeq names its product RAB33A, member RAS oncogene family (gene rab33a). Gene Ontology annotation, molecular function: GTPase activity; GTP binding. NCBI's taxonomy places the organism in Eukaryota, Metazoa, Chordata, Actinopteri, Beloniformes, Belonidae. Gene Ontology annotation, cellular component: Golgi apparatus; endosome. The transcript has 5 exons. Gene Ontology annotation, biological process: Rab protein signal transduction. The record is from RefSeq and is a predicted model, not a curated record. Bases 162 to 1010 code for a protein of 282 amino acids.